UACUACUUCUCCGGUCAUAGAAAAAGAGCGAACAGGACUCUGCUCGGUUUCCAGGUCGCCAUCGACCGUCUCAGUUCCGUGUGGCUGCUACUGCGAGGGGGAGAGAAAGAUGGAGAAAGGGGUGGCUCUUAGAUCAAUUUUCCGAUCACUAUCUUCCAGAUCUUAUCGCUUCUCCGCCAACAAUAAUCAAAUCCUUCGCACCAUCCAUACUCGCCACCGCGACUAUUUGGCCGUUCGCACUCUUUUUAGCCCAUCGCCCUUUCAUGUCUCUCCUUCUGCCGAUCGUCUCCCAACAGAAUGCAGGUCUUCUCUCUCAACAGGCUUAGGAAGUGUGCGGUUUUAUAGUGAACAUGUAACCCACUUGCCUGAAAUCAAAGACCCUAAGCUGCAAAAUGCUUUCAAGGAUUUGAUGGCAGUAAAUUGGGAUGAGCUCCCACAUGCUGUCAUUUAUGAUGUGAAGACAGCACUAACUGGAAAUACUGAUGACAAAGCUGGCAAGGAUAUAGUGGAAAAUGUUUUCCGUGCUGCAGAAGCCGUUGAAGAGUUUAGUGGGAUUCUAGUGACCUUAAAAAUGGAAAUUGAUGACAGCAUUGGGUUAAGUGGCGAGGAUGCAAAGCCCACACCUGAUCAUAUAAAGAAUGCACUUCGAACUGUUUUUGAUCGUUACACCACUUACUUGAGUUCAUUUGGGCUGGAUGAAAGCUACCUGCGGAAGAAGGUAGAGACAGAACUGGGCACAAAGAUGAUACACUUGAAAAUGAGGUGCAGUGGCUUAGGUUCUGAGUGGGGGAAGGUUUCUGUUCUUGGAACUUCUGGACUUGCAGGAUCAUAUGUUGAACAAAGAGCAUAGAAACAGCCCAUGUAAUUGUCUGUUUUAAAUUAGACUUCUGCGAAUCUGCAGACGGUGCGAUGUGUUUUCUCCUGAACUUCUUAUGGCAUGCAAAUAAGGACGCAUUUAUUUUACUUGUAAUGAAUGAUACCAAAGCAAUAUAACGUUGGCGAUGAUUUUGCAGUAA
This is a messenger RNA of Prosopis cineraria, 1016 nucleotides long. Its product is annotated as succinate dehydrogenase subunit 5, mitochondrial. Gene Ontology annotation, cellular component: respiratory chain complex II (succinate dehydrogenase). NCBI's taxonomy places the organism in Eukaryota, Viridiplantae, Streptophyta, Magnoliopsida, Fabales, Fabaceae. The transcript has 4 exons. The coding region runs from base 110 to 850 and encodes 246 amino acids. The record is from RefSeq and is a predicted model, not a curated record. Gene Ontology annotation, biological process: tricarboxylic acid cycle.